AGGGGUCAUUAUUUCCUUAAUAACAAGUUUAAUUCAAAUAAAACAGGUGGUCAUCGAAGACCAUUCCACGAAGAACAAAUUCGAAAUCGGAUAAGUUUGAAUUCUAUGCCGAUAUCUUUCGAAAAAUUACUCGGAAUACUCGGUACAGAUUGA
Molecule: messenger RNA, 153 nt
Organism: Blumeria graminis f. sp. triticale
Lineage: Eukaryota; Fungi; Ascomycota; Leotiomycetes; Helotiales; Erysiphaceae
Source: the annotation of a GenBank genome assembly